Molecule: messenger RNA, 1403 nt
Organism: Marchantia polymorpha subsp. ruderalis
Lineage: Eukaryota; Viridiplantae; Streptophyta; Marchantiopsida; Marchantiales; Marchantiaceae
Source: the annotation of a GenBank genome assembly
GUUCGAAUUCGCGUCCAUCAUGUCGCUCGCUUUUUCAGGCUCAGUCCCUCGGUCCCUCAGUUCCUCAGGUCCUCGGCCCCAUGCCCGCCGCGUCUUGUUUCCUCGACUCUGGUACGACGCGUGAAAUGACAUGUUCCUGCAUUCUGCUCCCAAGUCUGAAAUUUCAUGCCCCGGUAUGCACCCUCGCAUAUCCUCUUCCACAUGAAUCGGCACGCAGGACGCUCGGGGAGUACAAAUCGUUCGGGCGUGGCCCGCAUUCACGGUGAAUGUUAUGGCCUGUGUAUCUUCGCAGCGGAUCGUCACAUCCAACAUACUAGAACGGGGUGCGCUUCUGGUUCCUUGAGAAUCAAAUUCAUUUCGUGUUCGAAUACGAAGUUUCUCGAUAUGAUUGAAGUCGGAUUCCGAAGGAUCUCCUCUAAAUUCCGCGAUGGGGCACGAUACAGUUGGGUGAUACAUCUAUGGAAAACAUUAUCGAUAGAUAUUUUAUCGGUUUCUGCUUCUGAAAUAGUGACAAUAAUAUGGACAUAAAUGGGUCGAAGUAUAUCUUCUGACAUGUUGAGAUCUUAUAUUUGGGAGAGCCAUCAUUUGCUUUCUUUUGUGCUUGCCGUAGCUCAUGCUUCGUUCUUUGGUGUGAACCGUGUUGUGAAGGCUGAAGUAUGUAGAGCCAAGGUGCACAUUGCACCGCUAUAUGUUCUACAUGGUUAAAAUUGGACCUCAUAACCCUCUAGCUUCAGUUGUGUGCCAAUACCCUAAUACCAAUCAUGUCGAGUGUUUUUCUCGGUGGUGGUGAUUACGGUUCAGGAGGAAACUUAAGCGCAAGGCCAUGGGAUGUUCAGAGCGGUUUGUCACAGCCAAACUGGAACAAAACAAGAAUGUGUCUUUCGAAGGAGGCACACAAAUGCAUAUUAUGUUCUUCUCUAGCUAAUAGACCUGGAGUAAACCCUUCGUGGUGUCUACAAAGAAGAUGGUGUCAACUUGUAAUUCUCCUUCUCAAACAUCUGUCGGAGAUCAUUAAGAAGGGAGGCCAGAAACCGCCACAAGUGCUCAUUGGAACCGUUGCCGAGACUUAAAGUAGUGGUGUGCCAGAAUUGCAUCUUCAAAAUCGAAAGGAGAAACGAUUGUCAAGGCUCGAGACAUGAUGGGUCAUCGAGGAUGUCUCUUAGACCCGAGAUGCGUGAAAGGAAUGAUCAUGAUACUCGCUCGUUUGUCACUCAUUCACAGAGGCCAGGGUCAAACAGGGACAUAAAUGUUUUAAUCAUGAAGAAAAUGGGGAGAAGAUGCUGAAGUGAUGUCAAGUUAUAGAGAUGAUGUCACAUCAAGGUGAAAAGUGAAAUUAUUGGGGAAAAUCAUUCUCAAAGUUCACAAAAAUGCAGGACAGAUGGAAAUUGGACCGAUCCGUUUGC